Molecule: messenger RNA, 1623 nt
Organism: Linum tenue
Lineage: Eukaryota; Viridiplantae; Streptophyta; Magnoliopsida; Malpighiales; Linaceae
Source: the annotation of a GenBank genome assembly
CUUUGUCUCAGUCUCUCAGACCUCUCUCUCUCUCUCUCUCCUUCCGAAAGUUACAUGACUACUUAAUGAUUAGCAGCCUUUGAAGAAUUUGCCGGUCACUACUCUGCUUCCUCUUGAGCUAUUUCCCCCUCCAUUCCAGCCGAAACCAAUAAGAAACAAAGUCGGGCAAAACAUAACAACUCGUUUCUUCUCUAAUCUGCUCAAAAAUUUCCCAUUUCUCUGCAUUCUCUCUGCUCUCUCGGAGUCUCCCAAUGGCUGCUUUCGUCUCUCUCUCUUCCUUGGAAGGUACUAACUGACAAGCAUCUCCCAUCUCCUGAAACAUUAAAUUCAUCUCUUUCACUCUAAUAAAAAGAAAAUGAUGUCUCCAGUUGAUGAUGAGAAGCCCAGAAAAUCCAAGAUGGCGGGAUACAGCCAAGAGUUCCAGGCAAUGCUGGACAGCCUGGACGAAGAAGACACUCGCGACGAAGAAUUAGAAGAAGCUGCUGGAAGCUGCCAUGGCGCUGUAGAGAAGAAAAGAAGGCUGAAUAUGGGACAAGUCAAAGCUCUGGAGAAGAACUUCGAAGUCGACAAUAAACUGGAGCCAGAGAGGAAAGUGAAACUCGCUGAGGAACUAGGGCUGCAGCCGCGGCAGGUGGCGAUUUGGUUCCAGAACCGACGGGCCCGCUGGAAGACCAAGCAGCUCGAGAGAGACUACUGUGGGCUUAAAUCCAGUUACGAUUCUCUUAAGCUCGAUUUCAAGAACCUCCAGCAAGAGAACCGUACCCUUUCCCUCAGAGUGAAGGAAUUGAAAACGAAGCUGGAGGGAGAAGAGAGAGCAGAGAGCAGGGAGUAUGUGAAAGAAGAAUGCCCUGUUGUUUCGGAGUCAGAGAUGCAGAGUCAGAGCCUUGAUUUCAGCGAAGACAACAACAAUGGCGGCAACGGUAGUUGGGUCAGAUUCCAAACCCACAACGACGUUAGCAAUAUUCACUCUCCAGCAUUGAUGAACUGGAUUCAGUUCUCGGAUUCCAGAAACCAAAACCAUUGUUACGGCCACGACCAUGCGGCGAAACUGGAAGAACAGAGUAGCAGUAGUACUCUGUUUUCAGCAGCAGAGGAAUCCUGCAAUUUCUUUUCGGUACUGGAUCAAGCUCCUACCUUUCCAUGGUUCUGAAAGCAAAGAGAGGAGUCAAUUUCUAGGAAAAGUUAGUAUCUUCGUUGAAACUGGUUAGGGUUUUCUCCUCAAGAGGAAUAUCUGAAGUGGUGGUGGGAACCAGUUAAUGUUUCUUUUUCCUUGUUUGUGUUCAGUUCUUGGCCAGUGGGGAAAUUAUGAUAGCCGAAAAGUUUAUCGAAAGAAAGUAGGGAUCUGAUCUCGGUGCUCUUGACUUGAUAUCAUCUGCUGGCAAGUGAUUAUUUGUGCUACGGGGAACCAAAAUUCCCGACGGUGGGGGACUGGCGACUGGAGAUUGUAGACUCCCCAAAUGUAGAAACUUUGCAUUUAUUUUCGAAUCAUAAAUGAAGAAGACGAGUUAGAUAAGAGCAGUGCAAACACCCAUCACAUUGUAGCUAUAGAGAGGCCAAUUGUCUCUGUCUUGACCCUGAUUCCCAUGCGGUUCUCGAUUAAUGUUAUGAUUGGUUGCUUUCGCU